AUGGCAUCUGGUGAAGGUGAUACUGUUGGAAUUAUGGAGAUUCAAGCAGAAGAUUCUUCUAGACCUGAGGAGCAUUUGUCUGAUUCUGAUACGAAUCGUCAAAGCAAGGAUGGAAGUAAUAUAAAUCUAGUAAUGGAAAAUGGCUUAUCUGAUGGCAAUGAAUGUUCGGCUGAUACUUAUGAUCAGCUUCUGCAAAUGGUUGUUGACCUGAAAUUUCAGAAUGAAUUCUUGAAGUCCCAGUUUGAGGGGUUUAGCAAUGUUAACAGUGUAAGUACUGAGUCUAGUAUACAGAAAGGAGCUGGUGGAGUGGAAGAUGGGGAAUCUGACGUUGUGAAAGAGCUCCAGGAAAGGAUAGAAUCAUUGAAUAAAGAGUUUCUGGAAGAGAAACAAACGAGAAUUGCAUCUGAAGAAGCUUUGAAGCACCUUCAAAUUGCGUAUUCAGAUGCAGAAGCAAAAGCCAAAGACCUCUCUGAACAGCUUGUAGAAGCUCAAAAUAAGUCAGAACGUGAAAUAAAAGAUUGGGAAGAGAAGUACUCUGAACUUGACGCCAAGUUCAACAGGCUUCACAAAAGGGCAAAACAACGCAUUCAAGAGGUUCAAAAGGAAAAAGACGAUCUUGAGGCACGGCUCACUGAGGAAAAUAAAUCUGCCGAGCAAGCAUCAUCUCAAGAGUUAGAGCGCACAAGGAAACAAGCAAAUGAGGCAUUGAAAGCCAUGGAUAGUGAUAGGCAACAGCUAAGAAGUGCAAACAACAAGCUUCGAGAUACCAUUGAGGAAUUACGGCGUUCAUUGCAACCUAAAGAGGACGCUCUUGAGGCGUUGCAAUUGUCACUUGCUGAAAAAGAACAGAUGCUGGAAGAUACAAGAGGAUUGCUUCAAGCUUCUGAUGAAAAAAGGCAAGCUGCACUAACUGAGCUCUCUGUCAAACAUCAAAAGAAUAUAGAGAGUUUGGAGGCUCAACUCAAUGAUGCUUUGUCUGAUAGAAGUAAGGCAGAUGAAUCCAUUUCUUCACUGCAGGUUCUAGUGGCAGAGAAAGAAUCUAGAAUUGCAGAGAUGGAGGCAGCAUCAACUGGGGAAGUAGCACGACUCAGAGCAGCCAUGGAAAGCGUGAAGGGGGAGAUUUCUCACUUUAAACAGGAGCAUGAAAAAGAAAGGGAAAGCUGGGAGGCUGCAUCUCAUGCACUUAAAGCGAAGCUCCAAAUUGCUGAGAGCAACUGUAUACGUGCAGAAAUUGAAGUAGCAAAAAUAAGAAGUCAGCUUGAAUCAGAGGUAUCUGCACAAGCCAAAAUCCUCACUAUGAGAGAUGCUGAAUUGUUAGCUGCCAAAGAAGAGAUCAGCAGUCUUGAGAGGGAUUUUUCUUCAUACAAGGCUCGUGCACAUGCACUUCUUCAAAAGAAGGACGCAGACUUGGUUGCAGCUAAAGACUCUGAACAACUCAAAGCUCUCGAGGAGGCUCUUAAAGAGGCUGAAAAUGAAGUAUUAUCAAUAACAGAAGAAAGGGAUAGAGUUCUUCAAGAUCUUCAAUCGGCCAUGGCCAAUAAUGAGAAAGAACUUGCCGAAAGAGACACUGCCCUUGAAAGUGUCAAGCAACAGAUAAGGAGUUUAGAAAUAAAGCUUGACUCAGUUAGUGCUCAGCACCUAAAAGAGAAAGAGGAAUGGGGACUGAGCCUUCAAAAUGUAGAAGAAACAUGGAGGAUCAGAUGCGAGGCAAUGAAGACCGAAAAUGAAGCAGCUGCUGCAGAAGGUAUGGAAAAGGAAUUGGAAGAUCUCAAACAGAGAUGUAAAAAAUUGAAGGAAGAACAUGCUUCAUUUCAUGAUCUUGCUGAUAGAAUGAUUGAGGACAAAGACAAUGAAAUAUCAAGACUUCUAGAUGAAAAUAAGAAUCUCCGCGAAUCUCUUCAAUCCAGACCACGCGCCAGUCAGAAUGAUCAUUACAACCCAGCCUUGCAUCAAUUGGAUUCGAGUAAUUUAAGUCCCUCAGAUGCUGAACAUCAAAUUCUGAUUUUGGCUAGACAACAGGCCCAAAGGGAGGAAGAGCUGGCACAGUCGCAGCGCCAUAUUUUAGCUCUUCAAGAAGAAAUUGAGGAGCUUGAACAUGAAAAUCGUCUCCACAGCCAACAGGAGGCAAUGUUGAAGUCUGAGCUUCGCAGCAUGGAAAGAGCGAAGAAAAGGGAAGGUGUAGAUAUGACAUAUUUAAAAAAUAUUAUCUUAAAGCUUCUGGAGACAGGUGAAGUGGAAGUAUUGCUACCAGUUAUUGGAAUGCUGCUUCAGUUUAGUCCAGAAGAGAUGCAAAAAUGUCAACAGACAUAUCAAAACUCAACAGAUGUUCCGCCAAGUCCUGCAAGUGAAACAUCAGGAUCUGGGCUCUCUCUUUUCUCAAGAUUCUCAUUUUCCUAA
Lathyrus sativus (Indian pea) is the source of this 2397-nucleotide messenger RNA. Lineage: Eukaryota; Viridiplantae; Streptophyta; Magnoliopsida; Fabales; Fabaceae. The record is from the annotation of a GenBank genome assembly.